AUGAAUUGUACCAAAUGCAAUGAAUCUUUGACGGACUCGGUGUCGUGUGCGCAGUGUUCGGGUGCUUAUAUUACGUGUGUGUGGGGUUUCGGAAAACAGUACAAGAAAAUGGGCCCCGAGAAGCGAGCGGCCUGGCGGUGUAUAACGUGCCGCGCCGUGGUGUCUACCGACAACACUACAAACGCUGAAAUUUUGAGGGAAUUAAAGAACUUGAAAUCUGAAUUUAAUAGUUUCAAAUUGGAUCUUGAUACGGUGAAAAGGGACACUCACGAUACAGUGAUGCAGUGCGGGAGAGUGCCAAGCAAAUCAGGCGAAAACCUACACAACAUAGUGAGCGACAUUUGUGCAGUGACGGGUUUUCGGCUUGAGCCCACCGACGUCGACACAGUUCAUCGAGUUAGACAAUUCGCAACUCACGACGGGCAGGCCCCGGCCCCCGGCCAUGUGGUACGUUUUACCCGGCGCAGACGCAAGGACGAGUUGCUUGCAGCCGCCCGCGCGCGCGCACGGUGA
This is a messenger RNA of Leptosia nina, 513 nucleotides long. The record is from the annotation of a GenBank genome assembly. Lineage: Eukaryota; Metazoa; Arthropoda; Insecta; Lepidoptera; Pieridae.